GAUGUCAGGGAGCUACUCUUGGCUCUGCCCCCGGCAGAGGGUCAGAAGGUGGCCGAGGCGCUUCAGGCCAGCUCGGCUGAUCCCAAGGCUGCCGGCGACGAGGAGAUUCCGGCGUCCUGGGGAUGGCCCAAAGAGCCCUACGACCCAGAGGCGCUCCGCCUCUAUGUUCUGGAGGCCACCAAGCCUACACAGCAGGAAUCCUGGGACGAAGCACUGGCUGCCCGUUCCAUCGAUGGGAAAAAGGAGGAUUUCGUCGAGGAGAAGGCGUUUGCAAACCUGCUCCUCAACAAGGAGGGGACCGGUGAAGCGAAGAAGGAUCGCGGCAUCGACCCUCAUGCCUAUGAGAAGGGCAAGUGGUACCGCUUCUUGAACUACAAGGGCGACUGCUACGUGUACGUGCACAACCACACGCGCGACAUCACUGCCACGAGGCCAGAGAACUUCGCCGAGCUGACUGAGGAGGAGAAGGCCUUGAUCAAGAAGCUGGGCACCUAUAUCAAGGAGGUCCCGGUGGAGAUCGAGCGGGUCUACACCAAAGAGAAGGCUAUCCCGAUCCUCUAUGGCUCGCAGACGAGCUGCGAGGCGAUGAAGACCUUCUUUUACUACAACAAGAACAGCACUCUACUUGACGCCACGAAGCUCAAGCGGGUGAACGCCGGUGCCCUGGAAGAAUGUCGCCGGGCGAUGGUUUGGUCCAUGAAGCUUGGCACCACGCUGUGCAUCUACUGCGGUGAUAUCCUGCCAGACUUUCAGGAGAAGAUCUGCAUCUCCAAGUACAAGGACACCUUUCCCCUCUCGCUAUUCAUGUAUGGCGGAAUGGAGAACGAGCUGGUGCGGGAGCGGCUGUUCCGCGAUGACGAGAAAGAGGGCCGACAGUGUCCCGUGCGACCAGGGUUCAUGGUCUGCAUCAUGCUGAUGUACGACACCAUGGGCUUGGCCAUGAGCAGCUUCCGCGCGGAAGAGAUUCGCGGGAAGAUCCCCGAGUACGACCGGAUGAUGCAAAUCCGAAUUUACAACGACGACGAUCGACUCAAAGCACUCGAAGAGCUGCGUACGGGCCGGCGGGCGGAGUGA
Messenger RNA from Symbiodinium sp. CCMP2456, 1074 nucleotides. The record is from the annotation of a GenBank genome assembly. NCBI's taxonomy places the organism in Eukaryota, Dinophyceae, Suessiales, Symbiodiniaceae.